AUGUUGAUUCGGGCUCUUGCAGGAGAAGUGGGUAUGAGCAGUGAAUUGGAUGACGUAGCCCGGUCACUGUUCAAUGGAAUGAUUCCGUCCAUCUGGCGACGCCUUGCCCCAGACACACUUAAGUCUCUGGCUAAUUGGAUGGUGCACUUUGAUAAACGUUUUAAACAGUACCAAGCUUGGGUUAACGAAGGGGAACCAAUUGUAAUGUGGUUGUCUGGCCUGCACAUCCCUGAGUCCUUCCUAACAGCAUUAGUGCAAGCUACUUGCCGUAAGAAUUCCUGGCCCCUGGACAAAUCAACAUUAUUUACAACAGUCACUCAUUACCAGUCAGCUGAUGAUGUUGUUGAAAGACCUCAUUCAGGUUGUUAUAUACAUGGCCUUUACUUAGAAGGAGCCGCAUGGGACAGAAAGAACAGUUGUCUAAUCCGACAGAAACCUAAGCAACUUGUACAAGAACUGCCUGUGUUGAAGAUAAAUCCCAUUGAAAGUCGACGUCUCAAGUUACAGAAUACUCUACGGACUCCUGUCUAUGUAACAUCUCAGCGACGUAAUGCAAUGGGAGUUGGUCUUGUAUUUGAAGCAGAUUUAUCGACCACUGAUCACAUCAGUCACUGGGUGCUUCAAGGAGUUUGCCUUACACUCAAUACAGAUUAA
Messenger RNA from Acanthosepion pharaonis, 654 nucleotides. The record is from the annotation of a GenBank genome assembly. NCBI's taxonomy places the organism in Eukaryota, Metazoa, Mollusca, Cephalopoda, Sepiida, Sepiidae.